AUGUAUAAGGAGAGCAGAACCGAAUUGAUGAGCUGGGAUAUAUUAGCGGGGAUAAUUGGAACAGGGACUCCAGAAGUGACCCAGUCGUACCGAGAAUUUCGCAAGACUACAAUCAGACAAUAUGGUUCUAUUGACAAUUAUGUACGAGAAGUUAUUUUACGAGUGCCUGCAACGAAAAACACUACAGCUGCUUCAGCCUCGCCUUCGUCUGCAUCACAACAUCUGCCUUCAUCCGAGUAUAUUAUACGGAAGAAUGAUUUUCCAUACGCAUUAGAACAGGGAAUAGAACAUUGGGUAAUAUGGUCACUGAAGGAGAUGACGCAUGAUGAGGUGGAAGAAGCACUGAGAAGAACGUUCAACGAAAAGGAACGGAUGUUCGUUAUUAAUCCCGCGCAUUUACAAAGCGUUGGGGGUGUAUGGCAUGGACAUAUUUUUACCAGAGAUAAUGAUAGCGAAAUGUUAGUUCUUAUUGAUCACUUUCUAUGGUUCGAAUUCUUUGCCUCUCGGUACUAUAAAUUCGUGGAGGUUGCUUCGUUCUUUGGAAUAUGCGUAUGGUUGAUACCUUUUGCAUAUUUCAUUUCUCUAAGUGCUAACGAUAAUGCGUUGCCCUCGUUCGACCCCAACGUUCAUAAUAUCGAUGCGAUUCCGGCACGGAACAGAGCGGGUUUGCUGAAAAAGGCGAUCAAUUUCGUUCUUCAAAAGAAAGGUGAAUUGAUUCCAACAGCCACACCGUCAUCAAGCAGCUUUGAGGCACGAAAGUUACUUUGA
This is a messenger RNA of Paraglomus brasilianum, 768 nucleotides long. NCBI's taxonomy places the organism in Eukaryota, Fungi, Glomeromycota, Glomeromycetes, Paraglomerales, Paraglomeraceae. The record is from the annotation of a GenBank genome assembly.